Triticum turgidum subsp. durum (durum wheat) is the source of this 2379-nucleotide messenger RNA. The record is from the annotation of a GenBank genome assembly. Lineage: Eukaryota; Viridiplantae; Streptophyta; Magnoliopsida; Poales; Poaceae.
AUGGUAGCCGCAUCAAAGGGAGGCUUUGACAUCAAGAUCGGCCCUCAUAUGAUCCACGCGCCCAAGUAUGCCAGUGUCCAUUUUGACCAAGUACUGAUUGCAUUAUCUGAAAUGUUCUUUGCUACCAGUGCACGUCACCCACUGGUCCGCAUGAUGCUUUUUGCUCGCAAUAUUCGGAAAUCGCGCUCGGUAUCACGCAGCACUGGAAUCACUGGAGAACCUCCAGUGGAAAGUAUCGGCAUGUAUGCUGAGAGUGAACUAGGUUGCACUGCUAUACCAUCAGCAAUACCCCUGGCAAUCGCCGCUAAAGAAGACGAAGACGCUGCUUAUCACGACGAUGCAAUGGGUGGCGCUGACACCCUUGCUGAUACUGAGAGUAUAGCAGCAGGGUUGGCUCCAGCGGCAUCUCCGCACGAGCAAAACAAAAUUAUGAAUUCUCGCAUCAAUGGUUGGGACAAUUACACAGGAUACAUGGAUGGUGUACGUGAGGUAACUCACACUGAACCCGAACAUAACAGAAUCAUGGAGGCAAAGGAGAAGAAAACUUCAGCUACCUGGGUGGUCGCCACCGCCGCUGCAUACCACGCGACGGGGAACCGCGGCCUCCUAUUCGGUUUGACGCCCUAUCAGCCCGGCGGCUUCGUUGAGUCAGCCGACGGGGCGGCGCCCAUGCAGGUCCUCGGCCACGGCUCUGUGAUCACUGACACGGUGGUUCUCCCCAACGUGCUCUACGUCCCAGGGCUCACGGCUAACCUCGUCUCUGCCAGCCAGCUCGCCGAGCUCGACUACACCGUCGGGUUCAGCCGCGGCGCGUGCCUCAUCAGGAGUGCCGCUGAUGGCACCAUCGUCGGCAAAGCCAGUGUUGGAGGAGAUGGAUUGUUCCAACUGGACUUCCUGCAGAUCACGGGGGCGAUCGAUAAAAGCUUCGUACUGGGCGUGCAUGCCUUGACGAACUAUGAAACCAUGUUUGAUCAAUUUGAUAUACAUGAACCUGCAAGGAUGGUGGACAUGGUUGGCCCCAGGGAGAUCCUCCGCCUCGCGCUGGCGAUCAGGCAGGCGGCUGAGACGGUGAGGCAGAACAGGGAGGACUGCCUCGAGAUCCAGCGGUGCGUGAACAGGCUCCACGGCAUCAUGUCCUCGGCUAUUCGCGGUACGGGCACGGACAUGAUAGCGAACUUGGCAGUGAGCGCUGCGCUGGGGGACCUGGAACGGAUCCUCCGCCGCGCCCUCGACCUCGUCACGACCUGCCAGCGGAGGAGCACCAUUUGCCAUUGCUUCACGGCCGGGAGGAUGUCCGGGCAGCUGCUUCGGGUCCAGCGGGACAUCGCGUACCAGCUGUUGAUGGCACCAAGGAGUGAAGAUGCCGUCUAUGAUUCGAUACACUUUUGCAUGGAAGUGACAGCUGCCGUGUCAUCAUCACGUUCACGCUUGAGGGUGUUCAGCAUGUCUGAGUUGGAGGCCGCUACAAAUAGCUUUUCAUGUGAACAAGUGAUCCAUGAUGGCGACUCUGUUACCGUCUACAAGGGUGUAUUACCUGAUGGGAGCGUGGUUGCCAUCAAGCGAUCUCAUGAUGAAAAGGAUCUUCUAUUUCCAGUGCACCUCCAGCACAAAAACGUAGUUACAUCUCUAGGAUACUGCCCUCAUGAACAAGGGAAGCUGGUGGUCGAAGAGUAUAUGCCAAACGGAAUGUUGUCUGAGAUGAUCAAUGAGAUGUCGGAACAGCUAGAUUGGCCCUCCACGUUGCAGACAGUUCAAGGGAUCGCAGAGGGCGUAGCUUAUCUCCAAACCAUGCGUGUCGUGCAUCCGGAUUUGAAGCCUUCCAACAUCUUCUUUGAUUCUGAUAUGAAUCCUAAGAUAGGUGGGCUUGGAAAGUCUAAACUUGUGCUGGAACAAGGUGUCGCUCAAAUAAAGACAGAAGAGCUACUUGGCACAGUGGGCAAUAUACCUCCUGAGUAUAUCAGUGACGGCAUUAUCUCCAUGAAGAGCAACGUUUUCAGCUUCGGCGUCCUCUUCCUCCGUAUCAUUAGUGGGAUGAGAGGCCCUGUACUAAACCAACAUCCAAUUGCAUGGGCUUUGGGGGUUUGGGAAGCUCGACAGACGGAGUCAUUUGGUCCGUCACCGCAGGAUCAGUCCGAGAGAAAGGAGAGAGAAAGGUGCAUCUGUAUCGGACUGUUGUGCACCCAAAUGGAUCCUCGUGGCCGGCCAACCAUGCCAGAUGUUCUGGCGAUGCUAAACGGCCAGGAAGAAUUGCCAUCCCCAGAGUUAUCUUGCUUCACUGGAAUAGGAAGUGCAGAGCAGGAGCAGCCGUGGUGGAGGAGCAGCUGGUGGAAGAGGAGGUCUGACGGUAAGAACUGGUCGUUGUUGGAGAAGACACGUUGA